AUGUUUACACAGGCCUGUCUUGAGACCAUCGGCCUUGUUCUAGUUGGACAAGGAGAGGGAGUCAUAGACGCCAAGGACAUCUCUAGAUCCUUCUUCUACAACUCCCGUCAGCCUCUCCUGACGACUCCACAUACGACUCUUGAGGAGUAUAGCGCCCAGUUUAAUCGCGUAAAUGGUCGUUGGGAGAGUAUAUGCUUGGGUCUCAUUGCCAUUUCAAGGGCGACUAUGGGAUUUCGUCAACCUACACGCCCUUUCCCUACUGAGGCCCAGCUACGACACAUACGGCGAUUGACCAUGCACUUUGCUGACAGAUGUAUCGAUAUUUGUCUCUCCAUGGAUUGCCUCAAUGACCUACAGCUCAUACUUCAAUAUGAAAACUUCAUCCUGCAUUCUCUUGUCGAUGGUUAUGAGUCUUGGAGGAGGUUGGGGGAUCUUUCGAGUUCUCUAUUCGCUCUUGGUUAUCACCAGCAACUGGAGAGCAGUGGACCUAUACCGCCCUUCCUCCGAAGUCUACGCCAAGCGGCAUUUGCAUCCUCUUACUCCGCUGAUAAGAAUGUAUCCAUCUUUCUCGGCAGACCCCCCCGAAUAUCCAGGAAGUUCUGUCAUUUCCGGCAGCUCAGCCUCGAUGCGUACUACUCCUACACCUGGGCCCCUGAUUCCAAGCUCGACCUAUUUGCUGAUGCGCGCUGGGCAGCCCUUUGUGCGAUUCUGAAGGAGGAGAUCAUAGUGGAGCUGUUUGGGGAAGAGCAAUUUGACAAGAGAGUUGAGAAAGCACGCCACAUCCAAACCACCGCAGAACUGCAGUGGUCAUCAUUACCGCAACACUUUCGGCUUGAAAUGCCUAUGAAAUCUUAUGAUCGACCAGCUGCUGAGCUAGAUCUCAUGCUCGGUGCCAAGCUCAAACACCUUCACGUUCUAUUUCUUCAGCAUCUCGCGCUGGUCCGUCGAGUCUCAGAACCCGAUACUCAACUCCGCAAUAUUGCACAGGAAAUACUCGGCCUCGUAGUGGAAGCUAUCCUCUUCAAAGAUCACCUAGUGCACUCUGGAACAUCUCUCACCUGGAAAGUGGUAUACUACGGUCUAGCAGCAGCAGGUGUCACUUGUUUGUCCUUGCUCCAGAAUCAGCAACCUGCAGAACAUGAAGCAGUUGCUAGUCCCAAGGUACUUCGAGACCUCGGCGUGUUGGUCGCCGAAAUUGAAUUUGGGACUUUGGUCUAUAAAGAGGAUGCCAACUAUGCAUUAUUGGCUGGAGCUACACAGACUAUCAAGAAUAUUCUGGAUAGUAUCUCCAGAUCCAGACUCAGUCAACGGCGCUUGACUGUACAGGCACCUGAUGCUGCGGUUCAGGAUGACCCCGAACUUGGUUCCACAUCGUGGGACCUAUGGGGCACAGGUAAUCUACAGGACUUUGAUACCAACUUUUGGCUCAUGCUAGCAGAGCACCCCUUGACAUUUAAUACAUAA
Molecule: messenger RNA, 1464 nt
Organism: Fusarium proliferatum ET1
Lineage: Eukaryota; Fungi; Ascomycota; Sordariomycetes; Hypocreales; Nectriaceae
Exons: 4
Coding region: 1-1464 (487 amino acids)
Source: RefSeq, a predicted model, not a curated record